AUGCAUCUCUUCCGCACCCCCUCACUCGUCUCCAUUAUCUGCAUUUUGUUGCAAAGCCCUAUCAUCACUAGCGCUACGCCUGUCUCAUGUUCAGAGAGGACUCGUGACUUGGUUCUGAGAGGGGACCUCGACCCUUCGGCAUGCUGCUCUUACGGCAUGUGUAAAGGAGACGUGAACGUCCGAGGUGGCUAA
Messenger RNA from Blumeria graminis f. sp. triticale, 192 nucleotides. The record is from the annotation of a GenBank genome assembly. NCBI's taxonomy places the organism in Eukaryota, Fungi, Ascomycota, Leotiomycetes, Helotiales, Erysiphaceae.